Molecule: messenger RNA, 2708 nt
Organism: Clarias gariepinus (North African catfish)
Lineage: Eukaryota; Metazoa; Chordata; Actinopteri; Siluriformes; Clariidae
Gene: cbx2
Product: chromobox homolog 2 (Drosophila Pc class)
Exons: 5
Coding region: 100-1650 (516 amino acids)
Biological process (GO): negative regulation of transcription by RNA polymerase II
Cellular component (GO): heterochromatin; PRC1 complex
Source: RefSeq, a predicted model, not a curated record
UUCCUUCCCUUUUUCCCUCCCCCUCGUGGCUCCUUGUGUUUCAGCGCUGGUGCAGCAGCAGGAGGAGGAGGAGGAAGGCAGGCUGUUGCUGGAGCAGACAUGGAGGAGCUGAGCGCUGUAGGAGAGCAGGUCUUCGAUGCAGAGUGUAUUCUCAGUAAAAGAUUGCGCAAGGGAAAGUUGGAGUAUCUGGUGAAGUGGAGAGGAUGGUCGUCCAAGCACAAUAGCUGGGAGCCUCAGGAGAACCUGCUGGACCCGAGACUGCUGGCUGCGUUUAAUAAGAGGGAGCAAGAAAGAGAGCUGCUGAUUCGGAAGCGAGGAAAACGGCCACGCGGUAGACCCCGGAAAAUCAUGCAUGAGCCGUUACAGACAGUCUCAAAAUCAAGCAGCUCAUCAUCAUCGUCAUCAUCUUCUUCUGAUUCAUCGUCCUCUUCGUCAUCGUCAUCCUCUUCAUCUGAAGAGGACGAUGAUGACCAGGAUGACUGUGAAAGAAAGGCAAAAUUAAGCCCUCGAGUGCGGGAACUGCACCCUGUCCCACAGAAAAAGGCUCAGAUUGUGUUGGCCAAACCGGAUCCUCCAAAGAAAAAGAAGCGGGGCAGGAAGCCUCUUGCUCCAGAGCUGAGGGCCUUGAAGCAGAACCAGGCCAAAAAUUCACGUAAAAUCAUGAAGCCGCCACUUAAAGACUCUCUCUCAGACCUUCGUAGCAGCAUCAAGAAACCAGUGCUGCCCGCCAGUUUUACCUACACAAGCCUGAAUCGAGCUGCCAACCGGGAGACAGUAGCCAUGCAGAACCGAGGAUGUUUUACUGCCAGUGAAUCUCCAAAGAACACCAUGGGAUCCACCCAGCCCCAAGGGAAACGGACGGAUUUUAAACUUUCUGUCACAGACAUGGGUAAUGGGGGAACCCUGGAUUUAAAAAACUCAUCCUCUAAGUCUCCAGGAGUGGCUUCACUGAGUUUGCACAAUACAAAACUUACCGACAGUACCAAUGGACAAUCAACAGGGGGAGCACUUAAUUGGGCAAAAAAGCAGGAAACUCCAUCUCUACAACGUCCACCAAACACAAAACCUUGUGCAUCACCUCUUACCUCAAUGAAAAGCCCCAGUACACAGGUCUCCAGCUUUUCUGGGGUCAAUAAAACACAACUUAGUGGCAGCGCUACUUCAAAAGAUGUCUCCAACCUUCGGGGUUCUGGGAGCACAAUAAAAAAAGGGCCAGUGCAGGAAAAAAGUGCUCCAGCCGAAGUAGGGAUUUUGGGUCGACCAGGAUCCCGAGAUAUCAACACACCAGUGGGGGUGGAAAAAGUGAUAAUGGAGGGUCCAUUGGAGAGACUGGCAAAAGCCAGUCCUCCAGGAAGGCAGCGGAAGGUCCCGACAUUUACUGGCUCAAAAGAUGGAAGCAAAAUGACCAAACCGCUCAGUGAGAUGAGCACAGGUGAGGAGGGAAGCAGCUCGGAUUCAGAGCAGGAGUCAACGUUCACUGGGGAAAGGCAGGAGCUGGCGUUGGAAGUACAGUCAGAAUGCAAGGACUGGAGGCCAACACGGAGCCUCAUCGAACACGUUUUCGUCACCGAUGUUACUGCUAACCUUGUCACUGUAACUGUAAAAGAGUCUCCCACUAGUGUGGGGUUUUUCAGCAUGCGGAAUUACUGAAAGUUUGAGGACAGCUUCUUUACGUCUUUAUUGAUAUUGGAUAUCUUAGCAAAGAGUCGUAGAUCACCGUUUAUUUUUCUACAACCACCAAGUCCGUUCUGGAAGCUUCUUCUUGUGGAAGAAGAGGAGGAUACCUGAGACAAGGCGAGGAUUUGAAGGACAGAGAAGGGUAGAAACCAUUUUGGUGCUUAAACUCUGAUUCGGGUGCUUAGUCAACUGGUGCUUUUUCAAUAAACAACCACGGUGUCUUAUAAUAAGACAGGAGAAUUCUUAAAGCCUGGAAGAUGAAAUCUUAACCUGUGCGUUUACUCAAGGACUAAACUGUUUUGUGCUCAGAAGUUAAGAAAAGAUUCAAACUCAUUUGCAUUUCUUCAGUUUGACAUUUUGAGUUUUAUUAUUAUUAUUAUAAUAGGGAAUGAAUUUAUUAGUCACCCUAAUUUAAAAGCAUAACCUGCUUCAUUCCAAACUUUUUUUCUUUUUUUUUUUUGCCUGCUUCAAGUCAAAACACCCCAAUAAUAAUCCAGAAUAAGACUAAUGUUUUAAUAGUUUGGUUAUGUUUAAAAAAAAUUUCUGUAUUGAAGAGUUUCAAAAAGUUUACAGUUAAAGAGGCUCCUGGCUUCGAAAUGUUUUAGAACCACUGAAGUGAGUCCAAUGCUUGUACUGGAAUACAUGUUACUCAGGCAAAAGGUUUCCACAUGCUAGACUCAGUCAAUAGGGUGAUUUGGUUUUUAAAAAUGGAAGAAAACAUUGCUUAAAGUUCUCAAACAGUGUUUACAAAAGGGAGAAAAUGUAUCUAAUGUUUUUUUUUUGUUUUUUUUGUCUGAAUUUUCUGGUCUUUUUUGAGUGGAGAAUUUUAGAGAUGUGAACUUUUGCCUUAUUAUAAUCAGCAGGUAGAGCACGUGGCCUUCUCUCUGAUAGAACACAAUAUUUCCAUCUUUAUUUAUUAUUUCUUACUCUCUUUAUAUUUUUAGCAGAUAUGAAAAAGUUUGUUUUGUAAAAAAUGUUGGUGGCUCAUUUUAAAUCAAACAUUUUGAAUUAAACUUGGGCUUGAGUUUAAA